AUGUCAUUAGUGAGAGAAGACGUUCUUUGUGAGAAACAAUAUGAAGAUAGUUCACUGAGUGCAAAGAUUCCAAAUGAUCCAUCGAUUUUUCUUCCACCAGCAAUAUCAACGUUGAGCAUCAAUGAUCCACUCGUAGACAAAAUUAGUUUCUCUCGACAAUUUUCCGGUGUCUUUUACACUUUGAUAUCAUCACUGCUCUUCACGUGUGCUACCUUUUCUAUCAAACAAUUAGGCAUUGAUUUACUGGACGCAUUACUUCUACGUUUCAUCCUCCAAACUUUGGGUACGUUUUCAUACGUACGUUAUAAACACUAUCCAAUUUUCCUCGGCAAUCCUACUCAAAUACUUCUUCAACUGUUAUGUUGCGCAACAGGUGCAAUGGGAUUAUUCUUGUUUUUCAUUGCUGUACGUUAUGUGGAAUUAUCCGAUGUGACAACAUUGAGCUAUACACGUGUGGUUUGGACAGUUGUGUUCAGCAUGAUUUUGUACCGUGAACGACCCACUUGGAGUACACUGACAGCGCUGCCAUUAACUCUUCUUGGUGUUGUUUGCGUUGCUCAACCGACGUUUCUUUUCGCAUCAAAAGUGGUAUCUACUGAUAGCAAGUAUCGUUUUCUCGGUCUAGCUUUAUCGAUCACAACUGCUUUCACGGGUACAACGAACGUGUUAACAUAUAAACAAUUAGUUUGUACAUCGAAGGACAUCAAACCGAGUGUGAUCAAUUUCCAAUACUGUUUUACUACUCUAAUUUUACUUUUUAUCAAUCAAAUCUACAAGAAAUACAUUCUCCAUACUGGUCUGACGUGGAGUAUUUUACUUUCCUGCCGAUUUAUUCUGACUUCGAUCAUUUCUUUGGCGAUUAUUCUUGUGAAUAUAUUUACACAAAAAGCCAUCAAACGCGAACAUCCAGCGGUCUAUUCACUUCUCACUUCCGCGGAUAUCAUUUUCGCGUUGAUACUGCAAAAUAUUUUCACACCGAAACGCUCGAAUUCAUUUGCAUUACUUGGUUCAGCACUGGUCAUCAUUAGUGUGCUGAUUAUUGGUUUAAACAAGAUUAUCAACGAACGUUCAUCACAUAAAAGAAUCAAAUUGAUUGAUACCAAAGUGAUUGCCAAAGAUUUCGAAGACAAAACUGAGAAAUGCUAA
This is a messenger RNA of Adineta ricciae, 1146 nucleotides long. Lineage: Eukaryota; Metazoa; Rotifera; Eurotatoria; Adinetida; Adinetidae. The record is from the annotation of a GenBank genome assembly.